Messenger RNA from Sinocyclocheilus anshuiensis, 6918 nucleotides. RefSeq names its product forkhead box O4 (gene foxo4). Bases 1715 to 3592 code for a protein of 625 amino acids. NCBI's taxonomy places the organism in Eukaryota, Metazoa, Chordata, Actinopteri, Cypriniformes, Cyprinidae. Gene Ontology annotation, molecular function: DNA-binding transcription factor activity, RNA polymerase II-specific; RNA polymerase II cis-regulatory region sequence-specific DNA binding. Gene Ontology annotation, cellular component: nucleus. The record is from RefSeq and is a predicted model, not a curated record. Gene Ontology annotation, biological process: regulation of transcription by RNA polymerase II. The transcript has 4 exons.
CAACCUAUCCGGGAACCGAUCACAUGACUGACUGCAAUUCCCAUCAGUCCUCUUGACGCAUGCGCACGCCGCGUUGUCUGGCAGUGGUAAACAGACGUCAGAAGGGAGUCUUCACCUCGAGUCAAAACAAAACAAAACAAGAAAGAUCUACGAGGAAUAGCUGUUUGUCUAUCUCCAUUAACAGCAGAAGAGAAGCGAUUUCGCGGUAAUUUCAACAGACCACCAAGUUAUUGAAGAGAAGCGGGUUUCUUCGACUUUUACCGGAGGGAUAUUAACUCGUAAAAACUGGAGUUGGCUAACUAGGUGGCCAUCUAGUUACGCUCUCCGUAGUAAGACUACGCUUUCGAGUUUUGUCCCAGAGGCCGGCGAUCGAGUUCAAGAAGCGGACAGGCGGCGGCUUUUUGUCUUUUCGGAGAAUACAUCGACCGUAGUGGGAUACGGUAAGCCUUCUACGGAACGGAUUAGUUCGGCGCGAGCAUCGUGUGUAGCUGCGUCUCGAGGAACAUGGCAGAUGGUGACACGCGCCAGCACACAGCGUGGAGGACCGUGCAAACUUGAACGACAAUAACACAGAUUUUUAUUGUAUGGUGAACCCCGUAAAACUACCCGUUAUGAUCGAGCACUCCUGUAAGAUAUUGUCUUGGUCUUUUUUUAAAAUGUAAAAUUUUGAUCGUUAUGAAUUAAGUUUUACGUACGGCUUCUUUUGGCGAUUUAACAAUCUUGCUUAACGCAUUUGAGUUGGGAUGCACUUAAUUCGUUUUAAACCUAUGUUUUUUUCUUUGUUUUUAACUUCGUAAUGGAUCCCGAUUAAUGAAAUUACGUGGCUUUGUUGACUUCGACAGGCAGCUGUAACAAAUCAUUCCCAUUCACUUGAAUUAGUUUAUAAGGACAAUAUUCUUACAUGAUAUAGAAAUACACUCAGUUUACAAGAAAGAGUAGUGUACGACUUGAUGCGCUCAUAUUAAGGUGGUUUAUCGCUCUUUUUGUAGAGUUUGUAAGCUGGUCUACUCCGGUUUUUUUUUCUUGGUCUAAACUAAAGUCUAAUUGCGAAAGCCAAUCAACCAUUCGCUGCUAUAAUAGGAGCCGGUGGGAGGUGGUUAUUUUAGCAAUUACAGCGCAUGUUAUGAUUGGUUUUGCGAUGUCACCUACUUAACUGUCUCAAAUUAGAUUUUUUUCUGUAAAAGAGUGUUUAAUUAUCUACAAAAGUUCAUAGAUCAUCCCUUGUCACUCCAGCGUGUCCUCUUUUCCUGUGGUUUAUCUCAGUAGCUGCUCUUGACAAUCCAGCUGUUUUGAUGUGUAGUGAAUUUCCUUUGUUCUUUCUCCAUUAAACAAAGAGACCCCCUUCUAUCCUCGUUUGCUCUAUGUAAAUCAGAAGGUUUAUGUUAGUUACUAUUAAGGAGAUUAUUUGGCCCCUUUAAUCUCCAAUCUGAGGAUUAACUGACACUAUAUUGGUGUGUUCAGAUUAUUACGAAUGUGCUCCGUUACACUCCAGACAGUCACGGUUAAAUUUAGUCCGGAUAAUUUAUACUGUAGUGUAAUAUAUUAAAGAAGAAAAAAUCGUUUCUAAACAAGAUUAUUUUACUUUUGGUAUAAAUAGUCGUACUCUUACUUUUCAUCGCCCAUUUAAUCGUGUUUAAAAAAAAAAAAACUUCGCAUCAAAACUAGUUCAUUGAAAUCCAGCCUUCCUCUGAAAUUAUCUGGAUUGCAUCGCACAAUGGAGGAAGAAAAUGUACCCCCGAUUGACCCAGAUUUUGAGCCGCAGAGCAGACCGAGGUCAUGUACAUGGCCGCUGCCUAGACCCGACAUCUCAGUUGUCAAAGCUGGGGGGGGCGACGGCUCAGAGUCUGCUGCUGGAACUCCGCCCACCGAGGAAGAUAAACACGAGCCUCAGCCAAUCAUAUCCGAGCCUGAGAAAGUCGCGGUCUUGGAGGGCGGGGUUAUCGCUGGAGUGGGCGGAGCCACGCCUCGAAAAGGCUCUUCCAGGCGUAAUGCCUGGGGUAAUCAGUCCUACGCAGAUCUGAUCAGCCAGGCGAUUGAAAACUCGCCAGAAAAACGACUUACUCUGGCGCAGAUCUACGAUUGGAUGGUAAAAACGGUGCCGUAUUUUAAGGACAAAGGAGACAGUAACAGUUCUGCUGGGUGGAAGAACUCCAUUCGCCACAAUUUAUCGCUCCACAACAAGUUCCUGCGAGUGCACAAUGAGUCGACUGGAAAGAGCUCUUGGUGGAUACUCAACCCUGAGGGGGGCAAAACCGGCAAAGCCCCUCGCCGCCGUGCCGCCUCGAUGGACAACAGCAGCAAAUUGCUUAAAAGCCAUAUACGAGCAAAGCAGACUAAAAAGCAGGCCGGAGCAGCUGGGAUCGGAGGCUCUGGAGGUGCCCUGCAGGGUGAGGGUGCCUCCGGCACUGGCGGUGCGGACAGUCCCGGGCCUCCAGGUCAGUUCGGAAAGUGGGGAGUGAACAGCAGCAGCCCUUCCUCUCGCGGCAGCCUGGACGACCCGGACAUGUGGACGAGUUUCAGGCCACGUACAAGCUCCAAUGCCAGCACGCUGAGUGGGAGGCUUUCUCCCAUUGCCACGGGGCAGGAGGACGAGGAUGACCUACCUGAGGACGGCCUUCUUGGUGGCUAUUCUGCAGGGAAUCUUCCCCCAACACUAACUGAGACGCUAAUGGAAGAGUUGGAUUUGAUUGAUGGGCUAACUUUAAUGACAGGUCUGCAAGGUGGUGCGAGCCCAAGCACAGCUCCUCCUGCCCCACCUCAGCCUUUGCCCUCGGCAUCCACCCUGCUGCCUCGAGGGUCCAGCUUUCCUUCAUUUCAGCAGCUGCAGCCAUCAAAGGUUACACAGGGAUCCACUCCGCCAGGGUCGCAGAGCUCUGUUCAACGCAGCGCCGGAUCCAGUACAAGCCAAUCAAGCUUCGGAAACUCGCUCUUCAGUCCUCUGCCCGGUCCAGGUCACAGUGGUUUUAGCACUCACGUGCCCUCCAGCCUCGAAGUGCUCCUGACCUCUGAUUCGCCUCCUCCCAGCGAUGUUAUGAUGACCCAGAUGGAUCCUCUCAUGCCGAGCCAAGGAGGUGGCGGGCUUUUGGGGCUCGGGGGAUCUAUGUCCAGCAGCCAAGCUAAGGCAGGUCAGAUGUUGCUGAGCAAAGGCAUUGACACAAGCGCAGUGGGGCAGAUGAGCCUCCAGCCUCAACCCCAACUUCAGCACUCACAGAUGGGCUUUGGAAUGAUGCACUCGGCCAUGAGCCAGGAACCGCCUCAGCUUGCAGCUAUAAAGACCCAGCAUCAGGUGCCAGGCGCUGGGCUUCUGCAGCACGGAGCUGUCCCAUCACCUGGUGGGAACGGAGGCCUGCAAGGUCUAGGCCAGUUUGCAACACCGCCCUGCUUCAUGCCCUCUCAGGACCGUCUGCCUACAGACUUGGAUAUCGACAUGUUCACUGAAAACCUGGACUGUGAUGUGGAAUAUAUUAUCAACAGUGAUCUUAUGGAUGGAGACCUGGUUGACUUCAACUUUGACCCCAUUAUACAGGGUGGACAGGGCUAUACUGGGCCAGCAACCACACAGAGCGCCUCCCAGAACUGGGUGCCCAGCUAACUCCAUUAUUAAAGAUGAUAACAGGAUUGUCCCCAUCCAUAAGACAACUUUUAAAAACAGAUGUGGCACAUUGCCUGAACAUAUUCUCAAAUUUUUGCCUCUACAUUUGCCAUUGUACCUCAAAUACACAAACUGCUUUGGCUAAGGACAACACACACUUGACCAAGAAGUCUCGUGUCAGAAUUCUCAAUUAGACGACUAAAUCAAACCUCAUACAUGUCAAGUGCCAAUGUCAACUGAAGAGUGUGCUGUUGGACACAGAGAUCAUGGUCUUGAAACAUAUAUUUUCUCUUUUCUUUUGUCUUAUAUGUGCAACAUUAUUAUUAUAAUUUUUUUUUUAAGUUGCAGUUUUUGGUCAAUCUUGGACUAAAGAAGCACACCUAAUAAACAGCUAAUCAUGUUUAUUACAUUUAUGCCUAUGAUGUGUAAGAUGGAGAUGGUACUCCUCCUUGAUCUUCUUCAACCUGAUAAUGGAACUCAUUCGGGCCAGGAAGAUCAAACUGCAGCUUUUCUUGAUGUGAACUUUUGUUUGUUGAACAGCAAUGGAGAAAGUCCGAGCAGCCGAGAUCGAUGGAGUGGCUUUCACAGCUGACCUGACCCCCUCUGAGCAUGAAAACAACAUGGCACCACAAGAAUGUUAAGUUGAGAACAAUGUUGAGUGGCGACGGUUUCACUGACCACAGAGCACGGCUGAACUGUUAAGGUGUGCUCGCUCUCUCAGUGGUAUGAAGCCUCAAAGUUUCAAGGUGGUUUGGUGACGCUGUGGUGUUCAGUGUGCAGUUAGUUUGGCUUUUAUGACCUCUGCUCUCACAAAGGUGUUUUCUUGUGAUGUGCUGAAGAGGCUGAUAACUGAAUGAUGAUUUAACUGUCUGCUCCUUAAGUGUUUGUUAGUGAUAACAACAGUAUGAAGAAAUGUGAUUUUCCACAGGGCAUUUUUAAUCCUGCCAACAGGUUAAAUGGUAUAGUGUUAUUGUUGGAAACUCGGAACCCUUUUGCAGAAUGCAAUAUCUGAAGAUUUCUUUUGUGUGUGUGGUGUGUGUGUGUGUGCAGGAGGGUAUGUGUGUACAUUUGUGUGCCUGCAAAUAUGUUUAAUGCUCCCGAAACUUGAUUCCAACACACUGACAACAGAAUUCAAGGUUACGCUGAAUCAUUUCAAUUAAGCGCAGAAGAAAGUUGGUUUUAGGAGUUGUAUGAGAGUUUGAAGCGAAUCUUGAAGAAACAUGGCUACAAUAAUGAGAUGUUAUGGUUCCUCUGGCAUGUUUGACUGUGUCCACAGACGCACAGAAGAAAAACAAUUUUCUCAUUGUUCUGUUUUUCAUAAACAGCACUACUCCUAUUUUAUAAAAAAAAAUGUUAUUAAAGAACAAAAACAGUUGGGUAUAUCAACUAUAAUUCUAAUUUAGAUUGGGGCGUUAUCAUUAACAGACUAUUAAGAAAACUUGCUGUUGAGCUUUUUUAAAUCUGAGCAGAAGCUAUUUCAGAUCAUUUUUAACGGUCAUUUUCUAUGUAAUCUUUUAUUUUUGUAAAAGAUGAAAUGCAUAUAGAUUUUAUACAAUAACCAAAGGAACACUAAGAACUGCAUGUUGGAUGGACGGAUGCAUUGCAGUGCGGAUAAGCUUUACGAAACCUUUCUGAAAAAUCUGUGUAAACUAAAUCCUAAUUUGAUUGAUUGAAUGAGUACAUUCAAGAGAAUACGGUUCAUUAAGAGUUUAAAUUUGCUAUAAUUGUUUGUGCUAAACAGGAAAAAAAAAAAUAAAUAAUAAUUAUAUAUAUAUAUAUAAAUCUUGAUUUGCUAGGUUGCUUUUUAAUUGUCUAGGCAAUGAUUUCAUCUCAAAACGCAAGACUGGUCCAACCCAAAAUGAUUAAUGCAAUGUUUCACUCUCAGGGUUAUGAAAAAUAAUAAUUAAAACAACUUCUGGAAGGAAGUAAUAAGAUAAUCAUGUUAUGACUUCAAUGCUCAUAGCCUUUUCUAAAUUAUGAAUGUCAUUUAUGCAAGCCAAUGUCACGUAGAUAUUUUAACACUGCAGAAAUAUAUCUAAUGUUGCAGUUUAUUAUGAGAGAUUUAUCUAAUGUAUGCAUUUGCAGAGUUCCUACAAAACUUUGUAAACUGCCAAUGAACACUAGCAUGUCGCUCCAGAGAAAACCAGACAGUUUUAAAGCCCUUUUCUUUUCAACUUGUACCUUUUCUGUAAUAGAAGGGUUGACUUUUAUUUAAUUAUUUGUUCAGAUGGUUUUUGCGCAGUUUAAAACCAGCAUUCUUUUGGUGUAUAAAUUGGCUUUAAUUUGAAAGCUUGAUAUUAGUAACUCUUAAUCACAUCAAUGUAGUGGUCUGAGCACAUUAGAUUACUUGAUAAAGUGCUCUCUCCUUACAGAGAAAUAAUUUUAAUCCUAUUCACCGGUGCUAGAUAUUAAAUAUGACAAUUAAAGAGGGCCAUAUUUGAUUGGUGCAUAUGUAGAUAUCAGGGCCUUUAAUAAUUUUAUGCAAUGCAUAUGGAGUACAAUUUCUUAAUGUAGAACAUAGUAUGAGAAAUUUACUUAAUUCCCAAACUCUCAGUUUUUGUGUAUUAUAAAAGAAGCUGUGAAUGGGGAGGGAGGGGCUUGUCCAUCUCACCACAUAUUGUGCACCUCACAAAUGGUGUAAUGUUUAAUACAGCGAUUGAUGAUUUUCAAUCAACCGUUUACAUCGAUGUGCUUGUCUUUUGGGGCAUCUUUUCUCAUGUUUUUUAUGUUUGUACAUGUAAAUCAGCUCCUUGAUGUCUAAGAGUGAUUGUUAUACCUGCAUGGUACAUCUUUCAGAAAGCUUCGGGGCUGACAGUCACCUUUGACGUUUUCCUGUGUCAUUUGAGUGUUGAUUUGAAAGUGAAUUUUCAUGGUUAAGACCCUGGCUUUGUUUAAUUUCUGAAAGUACAGAUAUUGAAUAUCGUUUUCGUCCCAUCAGACAGACGUCACAGGGCUUCUGCAUGAAAUGCAGCUAUUCCACACCUUCCCUCUUUCCAAAUCACUCUCACUUUUCUUGUUUGAUAUUAUUAGCCUUCUUCCUUUAGUAGUCAUUCUUUAGUUCCUUUCAUUUUCCAGGAGAGUUUGCUAAGUAUCCCAGUUAAUAACAGAACAUUAGUUUAUGGUCUGGGUUGGGUUUUUCUCUCUUUUGUUUUUGGUUAUAUGACAGGAUGUAAAACUGACGAGUUGUGCAUAGCCAAUAUACUGUAUAUGUACUUGAUUGCUUUUUUUUUUUUUGCUCAAUUAAUUUUGUUCCCCCAUAUUAUGUUAGUCAGAGGUCAUUGAAAGCAGUUCAGCAUAAUAGAAAUAAACCUGAUCUGUUUAAUGCA